GGUCUCUAUCCAACUAAGUCAAUAUCAAUACAUAAUAAUUGUAUGUACCGUUCCGUUAGAAGAUCCAUGAGUGGCAGAGCAUGUCAGUGUAUGAAUAGAAGCGUUUAUCGAUGGAAUUAAGACUCCCCGUGAAGAACUCUAUGAAAAUUCAAUGGAAAAUUCAAUGAAAAAUUAUCAAGUGAAAAAUUCAAUGAUACAGUGAAACCAAGAACCCCAUGAUCCACGAAUGUGUCUAGACGUCCUGGGUAUGCCCAGGGUAUGUUCAGGACCUCCCAGAUGUCCAGGAUGUGAAUAUGGAAGAUGUCAAGAUGGAAGAUGUCAAGAUAUUCAAUACACCAUGCCACACUAUGCAAAAUGAACUUAUACUAACUCUACAUAUAGCAAUAUGGCUCACGAAUCAGUUUGGUUUUCCCACCCAAGAAACUUUGGUAAAGGUUCUAGAAAAUGUCGUGUUUGUUCUUCCCACUCCGGUUUAAUUAGAAAAUACGGUUUAGACAUCUGUCGUCAAUGUUUCAGAGAAAAAGCCUCUGACAUUGGUUUCAACAAAUACCGUUAAGAUUAUUAGUUAAUUCUUUUAUAAAUUAUCUUUUCUGUAUUUAAAUUAAAGAAAUAUAUUAAUAUUAUCGUUUAAGACUCUGUGUAUAAUUAUUGAUUUACAAAUCUUCUCAAUAAAUAAAAUC
Molecule: messenger RNA, 680 nt
Organism: Hyphopichia burtonii NRRL Y-1933
Lineage: Eukaryota; Fungi; Ascomycota; Pichiomycetes; Serinales; Debaryomycetaceae
Product: 40S ribosomal protein uS14
Exons: 1
Coding region: 386-556 (56 amino acids)
Biological process (GO): translation
Cellular component (GO): cytosolic small ribosomal subunit; ribosome
Molecular function (GO): zinc ion binding; structural constituent of ribosome
Source: RefSeq, a predicted model, not a curated record